CUGCAAGAGGACAUUGCGUUGCUGAUGCCGUGGUGUCACCUCUGGGCAGAGCUGGCUGAGGACGAGGAGGAUGAGGAAGAGGAAGAAGUGGUGGAGAAUAAAGACCCGCCAAAAAAACUCAAAAAGAAGCUUCCUAAAGACCCUCCCUCAGGAGAGAGCCGGGAGAAGAAGCUGAAGCCGAAGGGAGACAAGAGUGACUCUGACAGCAAAGCCAAAUCUGCCAAAAGCGCCAAGAAGGAGCAAAUGUCCGUGUUUCAGGUGAAGAAGGAGAAGAAAAGCAAGAAGAAAGUCACCACCAGCAGUGAUGAGGAGGAUGAUUCUGACUCCAGCACCAAACCCAUCAGGUCAGAGAAGAAGAAAAACCCGGUGUCCCUCUUCCAGACUGGUGGGGACCCCCCCAAGGAGAAAAAACCCAAAAAGAAAGUUCCUCCCAAAGGGGCUGAGAGUGAGGAGGAGAUCCUGGAAACCCUGCAGAAAAACUCCAACAAGAAGGGGAAAGCAAAGAAAUCAAAGAAGCUGAAGGAGGAGAGGCCCCCAUCUCCUGUCAUUGAGGUGGACAACCUGGAGGAGUUUGUGCUGCAGCCAGCGCCGCAGGGGGUGACCAUCAAGUGCCGGGUGACACGGGACAAGAAGGGGAUGGACCGGGGGCUUUACCCCACUUAUUACCUUCAUUUGGAUAAUGACAAGAAGGUGUUCCUCCUUGCUGGGAGGAAGCGUAAGAAGAGUAAAACCUCCAACUACCUCAUCUCCAUCGACCCCACUGACCUGUCACGGGGGGGAGAGAACUUCAUCGGGAAGCUGAGAUCCAACCUGAUGGGUACGAGGUUCACAGUGUUCGACAAUGGUGCAAACCCCGACAGAGCCAAUGCUGACUGGUCCAAUGUGCGGCAGGAGCUUUCGGCCGUGGUCUAUGAGACCAAUGUUUUAGGCUUCAAAGGUCCCCGGAAGAUGACAGUCAUCAUCCCUGGGAUGAAUGCUGACGGUGAGAGGGUGCCCAUCCGUCCCCGAAACGAUAAUGACGGCCUCCUGAUGCGAUGGCAGAACAGAAACAUGGAUAAUGUAAUUGAGCUGCACAACAAGGCACCAGUGUGGAACGACGAGACCCAAUCCUAUGUCCUCAACUUCCAUGGCCGGGUCACCCAUGCCUCUGUCAAAAAUUUCCAGAUUGUUCAUGGCAGUGACCCCGACUACAUCGUGAUGCAGUUUGGGCGUGUGGCGGAUGACGCCUUCACCAUGGACUACAACUACCCUCUCUGUGCCGUGCAGGCCUUUGCCAUCGCCCUCUCCAGCUUCGACGGGAAGCUGGCCUGCGAGUAG
This is a messenger RNA of Corapipo altera (White-ruffed manakin), 1317 nucleotides long. It is a transcript of the gene TULP1, whose product is annotated as tubby like protein 1. NCBI's taxonomy places the organism in Eukaryota, Metazoa, Chordata, Aves, Passeriformes, Pipridae. Gene Ontology annotation, molecular function: actin filament binding. The record is from RefSeq and is a predicted model, not a curated record. Gene Ontology annotation, cellular component: cilium. Gene Ontology annotation, biological process: protein localization to cilium.